Messenger RNA from Fulvia fulva, 1638 nucleotides. RefSeq lists its product as uncharacterized. Gene Ontology annotation, cellular component: aggresome; amphisome. The record is from RefSeq and is a predicted model, not a curated record. Gene Ontology annotation, biological process: endosome organization; aggrephagy; mitophagy. The coding region runs from base 1 to 1638 and encodes 545 amino acids. Lineage: Eukaryota; Fungi; Ascomycota; Dothideomycetes; Mycosphaerellales; Mycosphaerellaceae. Gene Ontology annotation, molecular function: zinc ion binding; protein kinase C binding; K63-linked polyubiquitin modification-dependent protein binding. The transcript has a single exon.
AUGGCUUCAGAUAUCGAGAAGAUUCCUUCAGGCGAGCGGGAAGACGAUGCGCCAGAACUGGUCCAAGUCAAGAAGCGGCAAGUACCAGUAAAGUCGAACAGCGUGGCAAACAUCCCACAAACCACGCCUACUUCACGCGACGAUAACCAAGCCUCGCUGGCUUCUCGAGGACCAUCAAGAUACCGACCCGCCAAACGAACCCCGAGCGCACCUCCAGCCGUCACCUUUCAGCCUGCUCCAAUGAGAUUCCCUAUCAGCCGUAACGAGCAACACAGCGCCACGUGCGAUGUGUGUGAUCAGAGGAUUUUUGGCAGGAGACACAAAUGUCUGGACUGUGGGGAUUGGGACCACUGUGAUGAGUGUGUUGACAAAGCUCGUCGAAUGCAUCCUGCGCAUCAUCACUUCAUUGCGCUGGAUCAGCCUGUUGUGCCUUGGCCGGAGGAUGUGCUGGAUGCGACUGCUGAUGAGUAUUUGGAGUCGUUGCCUGACACUCAUCCGAAGGGGAAACUCCUGAAGAAAGGCCGCAAGACACAAUCAUCGACCAACGGGACAAACACGCCAUUACCACGCAAAACAGCUCCAGUGCCUCAACCACCCAUCGCAUACGCUGAAUCACCCGACUUUGUAGGAGACGUUCACCACCGAACAUUCUACGGGCCCGGUGGCAUCGACGAGGCAACACCAACAGAACUCCUCGACGAAGAACGCGUCAAGCUGAUCGUCCACUUCUUCAACAACUGCGACUGGGAACGAGCUGAGAAGUUCUUGAUCGGACACCUCGAUUCCCUCGCUGCACGUUCUGUGGAGACUCCCAUCGUACGACGUGUCCAGCAUCUCCUCGCCGUCUGCGCCUCCUUUCGCGGGGAAUGGGAUGAAGCGAUCACUCGCUUCAUCCGCGUCCUCAACACCCCAAUCACACGCAUCGCGGACAUCGACGACGGAGACUGCGCAGCUGCGCACUGGCUAGGUGAUUUGUACGCGAUGCAGAACCGCCGCGCUGAAGCAUUACUGGCCUACUCCAUCGCGGAAUGGAGCAGUCUAUACAACAGAUCAGACCCAUCCCUCCACAACGCUAUCCACGCAGAACAAACGGCAGUGCAGGUCGGAGUCUCGAAGGCAGAUUUCAAACACCACUGGUCCCUCGAGAACGAAUCCGCAGACCCCUCCUCAAUCCUCAACAAAAACAUCAUCUCCAUGCAAACCGCCAAGUCCAUCCUCGCCAACGCUACAGGAUCCGAUGACUCGUCUUCCUCCUUCUCCCCCUCUCGCCGCCGCAGUACAGGUCCAUCUCCACUUCGUCAAGACCGUUCUAGGGCUAGCUAUGUUCUGCCCAUCUGUGACUUUACGAGUUUCAAACUUUGGGACUCGGAGCUCAUGAAAUUGAGCCAUUGGUCCUUCGUCCCGACAUCUCCUUGGCCGAUGCCCUUUGAUCCACUAAUUAGUUUGGCGAAUAUUGAGAGGGGGAGGCUGUAUGAUUAUGAAUGCGAUAUGUUAUCCGUCUUCACUAGCAAUCCUGAUGCGAAGAUUCCACGGCUGGGGGGUUUGGGGCUUGAAGAGGGGGGCGGAGUGUUUUACGCAUCCUUCCUUGCCAUGGUAAGAAAGCCUCUCCUCCCUCGCUCAAUACCUUCGGUUGACUGA